CAGAGCGGUGAGGUGAAGAGUAAGACAGCAAGAAACUACUCUAACACAAUGGCUCGUCCUUUGCUACUUUUUGUUGCGGCGAUGAUUUUGGCAGCCCAUGCAUCCCUUAUCCCAGGGGUAAGUCAGUUUUUAAAACUCGACUAUCUCACGAAACUUGUAAAACUUUACGCAUGCUUCCACGAGUUAAAGUUGCUUUCUGAUUUCCCUUUGUUAGCCUCUAAUGUACUACCAGCAAAAACAAAAACUGAAUAGUAUUUUUUACUAAAACUUUUUGUCUUAAAUGUUUCAUUUCUGGAGCUAAUUUGCAUAGCAUCUUCCCUAUAGGGCCCUAUUUAAAACUAAGAACUGUGAUCAUGUUCAGCCACAUCCUUGUACUGAUUUAAAAACUUUGCUAAACUCAAAAGUGACGCAGCACCUUAAGUACAGUAAGAGCAUUCAAAGCAACAGUAAAACACAUAUCAGUGCUAAGCAAAGGUAACUAUGGAUUAAUUUUUCGAAUGUCUGCACUCUACAGGAUUCGUUGUCGGAACUUGGGGAAAUAGAUGGUGAGGAAACAGCCGAUGUGCCGGAGAAUGAAAUGCCUGAAGAAGGUUAGUAAAUUUUAAGAAUGUUGAAACAAAAUAAACUCAUUUUUUUGCAGACUAUGCAAUAUAGUGGUGAUUAAUUUUUCUGUUUUUGUUCAUUGUUAUUUUAAUGACAAAAUGGACGAAAAUGAAACAGAAUUGGUCGAAGAAGACUUUGACGACGGGGAAGACUUAGAUGAGAUGCCAGAGGAAGGUACCAAGUAUUUGUAUAGCAACAAAAACCUUUAGAUUACGAAAGCAAGACUUUCACUACACUAAGUAGUGUGCGCGUGAGCUAGCGUCAUUUUGGCGGGAAAACGCGAUAGCUGGCGUCAUUCUACUACGAUUUUUAGCAUUAAUGUCGUAGUGAUGAAAACAAGUCAUCAAAUGUUACAAGUUUUAUCAUUUUGCGAUCAGAAGAGGGCUUAACCUCCUUCAAUAAAGAAAAACGCGCUAGCUUUUCUGGUGAAAAAAGUGCAAUGAAGCUUCCCGGGCUGUUUAUUUUUGGAAAAUAAGCAAAAAAGCUUUAAGUGAUAUCUUGUCCUGGUAGUUGUCCUAGUCCUCGAACCGAAAGUUCUCUAUUGAUGUUUUUUGACACAAUGAAUAAAGAAGAGUCUUGAAAAAGCUAUUGUUGUUUCUUAAUAUUUCAUUUUUCAAAAUAGUCGGGGAGGUAGAUGAAGGCCAGCUACAAGAAGACACCUCUGAUACAGCCAUCACUCCUGGUGAAGGUGAGAGCUACUCUAAAUAAAAAAAUAAAUUAACCCUCGAAAGUACACACAAAGUCAUACCCUCACCGUGGUACAAGGGAGCGUUUGAUAGAACCCCUCCCUUGAGUUUUGAUAUGUUGUAGUAUUUCGAAAAGAUUUUUCCUUCAGUAAGAAGCCGUUCAUCUUCUCGACAAGAUGAAGUAUACUGUAUGAGUGGUAGCGCUGCUGGAGGCCCCGAACACAGUCGCCAACUUAGACUUUACCCGCAAUUAGAAAUCUCCUAAAUUAAAACAGAGAGAAUAGGUAAUGUUUUUUGUUUGACUUGUAAAAUAACACAUAAAUUCGCACUCUGCUUCAUUUUAUCCACAGGUUUUGCUUUUCUCGUUGAAACACGUUGAAAAACAUGCAUUUUCACUAAAAAAUAAUGGCUAGGUAUUUCGUAACCGUUCAGAGGAGCAUUACCACAACAAUUGCACGCGCACGUUUGAAAGCAUAAUGAGCGACCUGAACCACAAGUUAAGGUGAUUCCCUAGUAAAAGAACCUAACAUAGAUUGUAUAUGAAACUUGGUACACUGAUGUAACCAGUCAAGAAGAUGAUAAAAAACUAAUAAAAAGUGGGGGUCACCGUGCUCGUUUUGACGUCACAAUGCUGGCAAAUACGGCUAUCUUGGACCUUUGGACAAAAAACCGAGCGCAGCCCAAAACUAGGCAAAAAGGAGAGAUUUUUUCAAUGAUGCAUGUGGUAUCGCACAGAAUUUGACUUUAAUGUAUUGUUUAUCCACUUACGUACCAUAAAAAUGCCUUUUAAUGCCCUUGUGUAGUACUUUACGCUCCAAAGUAGAAUUAAAUUGGACACGCGCUAUUGGACACGUGAUAGCUCAAUCUGUACAAUUUAGUAAAACUGCCAAAAAACUGAACAUAGAUUUGUGCCAAUUUUUUUCUCACCGAAAGGAAGCACUGUCCUUACUAAAAUCAUGAAAUAAAAAAUGGGGGUCACCGAACUCGUUUUUGCGGUAGAGCUGCAGAAAGUGCGCACCAAAUGCAUUUUGGUUGAUUUUGAGAGAGAACUGGGGCGAGUUUUAAAAUAGAAUGUACGUGAAAGGGGGAAGAAAGUAUUAAAAAAUCCGUUUUUACAGAAUUUACAUCUAGAUAUCACAUUAAGGAUACAAUGUAAUAAAGAAAGCAUUUAAAUGAAAAUCAAAGUGAAUAAGCACAAAUUAAACAUCCACUAUCGAGGUUCUCCGUGAGGAAGUCGAACUCAGCAACACGAGUACUGCUUACGUUAUGCACAUUCCUACCACACUGAGUCUCCCCUCGGCAAGAAACAACCGCAAGCAAAAAUUGCAAUAGCGUUUCUCUUCGGUCAACUUCAUUUUAAUAAUUUUACUUCACAUGCUCUUUUUUACGGAGGCCAUCUUGUUAUGCACAGUAAGAGAUGCGCAGUGCAAAACCAGAGAAUCACCUUAAGAAAGUUGUUGCCGCCUCUUUAUAAGAGAAACUAUAAUCUAAGGCACGCGCGCACUUUCACUUUGCCGCGUUGCAAGACAAAUAGAUUUAAGAACAGUUUUUUUAUGACCUCAGGCAGAAUUGUAAGUAAUUUUUAGGUUUCUUAUUAUACGUUUCUAGUCUUAGCUAUUACACUUAUUACUCAUUUUUACAAUUAUUAGUAUAAAUUAUUACCAUUAUGUAAAUACGCAAUUCAGCUUAUGCUGCAAUGUAUUUAAUAAAGUACCUACCUACCCAUCAUCACCAAACUUAACUCAAAAUGCGCGCGGAAGAGAAACGGACAGCUGCUGAAAACGUCAGGUGCUUAGUUUCUUUGUCUAAAAAAAGUCUCAGAAAGACUUCAGAUGGGCCGGUGGCAUCAACUCCCUCCCCUUCCCCGUUUACGUCCAAGGUUUAGAGGAUAAUUUGCCAAUUUCUUAUCAUAAAGUAUCGCUACACUUGCUCCGAUCGAACACCCAAAAACUACUUAGCAACACGCAAAUGGUUCUAUUGUGGAAUAAUGGGAUAAAGUUGACGAAUAAACCAAACGCCAAAUGCCAAACACAGAACAGGCUGAGACAGUUUAUAAAAUCACUAUCAUUAGUUUAUUCCAAAAACAGAACUGCCUGUAAAACUGGCUCUAAUUACAAUCUUAACCUAUUUACUAGUUAAAAAUCGUAGGUCAUGGGCUGGACUCCCAAAGUCCUGAUUUUGUUCGAAACUGAAAGCCUAGUAGUGCCGAUUGAUAUCUGUUUCGAUCAUUUCUUUACAUAAUAAGUCAUUUGCAUGAUGGUAUCAUUUUACUACUACCACUACUAGAAUUCUUCAGGGUUUGCUUUCUUAUGCAAAUAAGAUAGAAUUGGGGCUUUUGCUAUUUAAACCUCACUGGGAUAACGAAAUUUAAAUUCGAGGAAAAAAAACCAUCAAAUGAAUUUCUUUUCAUAGUAGUAAAAACACGUCAUCGUGCAAGUGACCUAUUAUAUUUCAGACAGUUAAUUAACUUGUGUUCUCCAUAACUCUGUUACAGAUGCCAAAAGGAGCAGACGUUUGUGUUAUUAUCGCUACCACUGCCGCUACUGCCUUUAUCGCUGGCGUAGAUGCAGAGGCUCUCGUUACCGUCGCCGUCGCUGUCGUUAUCACGUGUGUUACGGCUGCAGGCGUUUUUGUAUUUACCCAUAUUAUCGCCGUAACAGGGGAUAAAAAUGUAGCUGUACCUUUCAGUCCACUUAAACGUUUAGUUGUGGCAUCGAAAAAGAAAAACAUGGAACCCAAUCUUCAUUUCAGCACCUUAAAACUAUUCAGUUCUGUAAACUUUUAA
Porites evermanni is the source of this 4074-nucleotide messenger RNA. Lineage: Eukaryota; Metazoa; Cnidaria; Anthozoa; Scleractinia; Poritidae. The record is from the annotation of a GenBank genome assembly.